This is a messenger RNA of Salvia hispanica, 927 nucleotides long. The record is from RefSeq and is a predicted model, not a curated record. NCBI's taxonomy places the organism in Eukaryota, Viridiplantae, Streptophyta, Magnoliopsida, Lamiales, Lamiaceae.
CUCCAUUCCCUUCCUUUCCUCACCAAACCACAUCUCCUCUCCCUUCCUCUCUCCUCAAAUGUCUGUAAUAACAGAGAAAUCACCCAAAGACUGCGCCACCAAGCAAGCAACCACCACCUUCCCAAUCCCAAAACUCAACAAGAAGCUCUACCUAUACCUCUCCACACUCCUCCUCUCUCUCCUCUCCCUCCUCCUCCUCAUCUACCUCACCCUCCACCCCUCAAAGCCCCACUUCUCCCUCCAACAAGCCGACGUCGACCAGCUCAACCUCUCCGGCCCGUCCUCCCUCCUCAACUCCUCCAUCCAGAUCACCCUCCAGUCCGACAACCCCAACACCAAGCUCGGCAUCUACUACGACGAGUUCAUCCUCUACGCCUCCUACAAAGGCCAGAGGAUCACUCCCGAAGCCGCCAUCUCCCCCUUCUACCAGGACCACGGGGAGACGAACCUCCUCAGUGCGUCGCUGGUCGGGUUCCAGCUCCCCGUGGCCCCGUCCUUCGCCUAUGAGGUGCAGCGCGAUCAGGGGGCCGGGAGGCUGGUGUUGAGCUUCAAGGGGAUGGGGCGGCUGAGGUGGAGAGUUGGGAGCUGGGUUUCGGGGAGGUAUCGGUUCGUUGUCAGCUGCGUUGCUGUUAUGCCGCUUGGGCCGGCUGUGCCUUCGCCCCCUUUGCGUUCGAGGUCGAGCUCGCAGUGUUCUACUGUAAUGUGAUAAGUGUAAUUAUGUAAUAAGAUUAUGGUUUCCUUGAUUGCUCGAGUGUUGAAAUGUUAUUGUUGAUGAUGUAAAGUAGCUUUGUGUGAUAAGGAAGAAAGAAGAAGUGGGAUUUUGUGGAGUCUUUUUGGUAUUAUGAUUGUUUAUGGGAUUUUUCAUUUUUGUAAUGAGAAAAGAUGAAAGGGAGAUAUGAAAAAGUGGGAAAUGUGAGUUUUGGUGCA